Molecule: messenger RNA, 3412 nt
Organism: Ceratitis capitata (Mediterranean fruit fly)
Lineage: Eukaryota; Metazoa; Arthropoda; Insecta; Diptera; Tephritidae
Gene: sac
Product: dynein heavy chain 1, axonemal
Exons: 2
Coding region: 44-3283 (1079 amino acids)
Biological process (GO): microtubule-based movement
Cellular component (GO): dynein complex
Molecular function (GO): dynein light intermediate chain binding; minus-end-directed microtubule motor activity; dynein intermediate chain binding
Source: RefSeq, a predicted model, not a curated record
UUUCAUACGAACAUUCUCGCAACUCCAUAUCAAUUUACAAAAAAUGCAGCGCAUAUAUUCCACAAACAUACUCAAGCAUGCUGCCACACCCGAUGAAAUACAACGCGAGGAAAAACACACCAUUUGUCCACCAAUCUCCGUGGAACAACCGACCGAAUUCCCAGAGGUAAUUAUUACAACCGAAUUCUUAGAGGCCAGUCAUUACCACACCGAGACCGCACAAAAAUGGCUUGUCUUGCCGGGGAAAAAUGGUCGCCAACACAAAUUCCCACUACAAACCAUUUUGCCGAAGGUACAAAUGAUGCGCACUGUGCCGCCCAAACAUUUACCGCGCGAUGUUGAAAUCGACCGUCGACGACGACAGAAUAGCAAAUUAAGUUUGCUACAAAUGCUGCAGGAAGCCGGCAUAGCAAACGAGGAUCUCAUGCCCACCGAAGCGCUCUAUUACAUGCUCUCCGAUAAUGUAUUCAAGCAUUUUCUACCCUUGAGCUUCUUCGACGACUCAGAUUACGAUACCAAUUCACCGGAUGCGUGGUUCGCUUUGGGCAGAGUAGAAGGUGAAUUGUAUCCGUUGCCAGCAAAGGCAUUUCUACCUUACGCUGGUCUUUUCGAUUAUCGCUGGCAAUACGCAGCAGUGAGCGCCUAUAAUGCAGACACAUGCAAAUGGACUGUCUUCGGUCUGAACGACGAGUGUGCAUACGAAGUACCAACCAUACAAAUUAUGUUUCUCGCAGACAAUCCUCGAAUUUUCGUACAGCGUUUGAGAAAAGCACUAAAUGAACGCAGCACUGCCGAACGGUUAAUCAAAAUGGAGUCGAUCGUUGAUUGUGUGCUGCUGCAAGAUAUUGAAGAUCAACGCUUCAUGCCGAAUAAACGUAUCGAUAAUCUAUUGAACAAGAUGAUUGGGCAGGCCGAUGAAAAAUUCCAAUAUCAAUUGCGUACCGAAGUUUAUCUCGUCUUCGAACAUUUAAUGGCUUGUUAUGAAUUUGAAAAGUUCGUUAAGCUAAUGCCCAAGGAAUUCCCGGCUUUUGGCGACAAUCUCAUAGCGAAAUCAUUGCCACGCGCCUUCAAAUCACUAACGAAUAUCAAUGAGGCCAGGAGCGUGAAGAAUUUGCGCGUGAAUAUACCAAAAUUACGGUAUUAUCUGCUACGUUCCACGAUAUUCUAUAUUGGCGCGGGGGUUGAGGCAAUGGGUAACGUAGCUGGGCAGUGUCAAUAUAUAGAGACAUUAUCCAUGUUUCUAACCGGUUUCGUUAAACCGGUAGCGCUGAAUGAUUUCCUACAAUCACAGCAAUCGAAUAGUAAUAAUGUCGCUACAUAUUUGAAGAAUUUUUGGCCACAAAAAAUCUCCUCCGGCAUAACGUUGGUACUGCGUGCGCUCGGCAAAGGUUGGCUGGACAUCGGCCUGGAUAAAUGGAGUGUCUAUCAGAUGUGCAAGAUAUCACGUUUCAUACUGCAAACGCGUUUUCGCAUGCAAGAAUCCAUACAGGUGCUGCUAGAGAGAUCCAUAGAAACCUUUAGCACAUACUUAACGGAACCGUGCUUGCAAUUCUUGCCGCUAAAACCGGACUUUAUAUGGACGAAUAAUUAUAUAGAAACCGAAUUUGCGUGUGAAAAACCAAUUUUCUAUUUGAUUAUCAGCGUUUCCGAAACCAGAAGAGUGAUUUACUCCACCACGCCGGAAGACUUUUCACCGCUGCUAACCGAUAUCUUCAAAAAGGCGUUGGAAAAGACAAGCGGUGUGCGUUGUAUCGAGGCGGAGACGCUGCUAAAUCUGAAAUUCGCGCCGAACUUGUACAUUGAGACGGUUGAGUUAAUCGAGGAAUUAUUCAUAGAACGUAAUGACUUAUUGGGGCGUUGUUAUAAUCAAGCCGUCUUACCGUUAAACUCCUAUGCACGUCUCUAUGAACGCUUUGUCGACUUUUAUCUUUUGAGCGUGCCCGAUUUCAUGAGAGAGUACGAGUCUGUGAAACGUUCCUCGUCUGAGGUCAAACACGAUAUAUUGGAACAUAAACGUCAGAAGCAGGAAUUACGCGAUAUAUUGCCAGCGCACAUAACGAUCGGUCCCUUUCUAAUCAAUGUUGAUAUAAUGAAACAGUUAAUGAUUAAGAAACACAUUGAGAUCGUACGUAAGCUUUUUGAAUACUAUGUGCAACGCAUGUGGGACAUCAAUGAAGGGUUGCUGGAAGAAUGCUUAAAUAUUUAUCAGAAAAUCAGCGAUCGCCCACAGAGUAUUGAGCAUUUGUAUGAGAUACGUGAUUUCGCUGCCACAGUACCUGAUGUAGUCGAGCAGCUGCGUGCGGAUAUACAGAUUAUGUGGUUGGAAUAUGAAAUGCUGGACAGUUUCUUCUAUAAUCUCAGUGAUACACAAUUCGCUAUGAAAUGGGAGGUUUACGCUUGGCCACAUAACAUCAUGCAACGUUUGAGCACCUUACGUGAGGAGCAGAAGAAUGAUAUUGAGGAAUUUAGGCGUGUACAUUCUAGUGAAUGUAUUAGUUUCGAGGAACGUCUGGAAUCGCUGAACGAGGAGAUACAAACAUUUUCGCUAAUAUUUGAUCCGAAUAAAGUGACCGAAACUGCUGUGGAGGUCAAAAAGACUUGGAAACAAAUACAAGAUUUGGAAAAACUUGGUAAAACUCUGCAAUUCCGUCAAAGACUAUUCGAUCUAGAAGAGCUCUCGCUAGAAUUUCUAGAAAGUAUCAUCAGCGGAUUUACACCAUAUCGUCAAUUAUGGUUGACAUGUUUGGAUUUCUUAAAACUCGAAGAAGCAACCGUCGGUAAUCCGCUAAUCAAUAUUGAUUUGGAAGAAGUUUGGAAUUCACUAGAAGAAAUACGUAAAUCCUUGAAGGAUACUCAUGCGAUUUUCACCGAGAAACCGGAAAUUCAAGAGGUGGCAAAUUUUUAUCUAGCUAAAUGUGAUGAGUUCGUGCCAGUGUGGCAGUGCAUCGAUUGGUUGAAAAAUGAAAACUGGUUAUUUAUGCAUUGGCAAGAGCUAUCCAAUCGUGGCGGCAUGGAAAUCAAAUAUUCCACAGCUAUGAAUUUUUCCUAUCUCAUACGUAAAGGCAUAAUGGAGAAUUUAAGUUUGGUGCAUGAGAUAUCGUCCAAAGCUGAGUUUGAAGCCAAUGAGUAUAGGCGACAAUUGGAAGAGGAAGAACGUCGUAAGGAGCAGGAACUGCAAGAGUUGAUUAUGCGUAAAGCUUUGAGAAAAUGUCGUAGGGAUAUACUGAUUGAUGAAGAAGUGAUUGGAAAUAAAGAACCGGAGAAACGCAUUAGUUCGAAUUGAAUGAAACGCACGCGUAUCAGGAAGUUGCUUAACAUAUGUAUGUAUGUAUUUUAUAUUCAGUUUUGUAAGAAUGUUUUCUUCGAACUUUUAUUUGAUAAUAAAAAGACCUUUGUCGAAUAAAAUAUUCAA